This is a messenger RNA of Phaedon cochleariae (mustard beetle), 2232 nucleotides long. The record is from the annotation of a GenBank genome assembly. NCBI's taxonomy places the organism in Eukaryota, Metazoa, Arthropoda, Insecta, Coleoptera, Chrysomelidae.
AUGGAAAACUCAAAAUAUGAAGAUCUUUGUAGAUUGUGUGCUACCAAAACUACAAUGGUUUUAGCUAUAAAUAUAUUCGAGCAUGAAGGAACUAUUCGCCAGAUCAGCAAAAAGAUAGAAACUUGUCUUCCUAUAAAUAUAAAUCAAACUGAUGAACUUCCCAAAAUGAUAUGUGAAAAUUGUCUGUACAAACUAGAAUUAUUCUGUGAUUUUCGUGAACGAUCUGUUAGGACUGAAAAGUUGUUACUAGAACUAUACAAAGAGCUAUCUUCUAGUCUACUCAGUGAUACACAGCACACCUGCUUAGUCCCUAUGGAUGGUAAUGGGCUGAUUAUCGUCCCACACCAACUGCUUACAAAUCAUAAUGUUUCUGACUUGGACCUGGGGCCAUUGGAUGGCAGAAUGAUUGUCCAACAAGAAAUAAUACAUUUAAAUUCCCAUUCAUUGGACAUUAUGAAUAGCCAUAGUUUGAGUAGUCAGGACUAUUCCAAUCAAAGUGUGCUUACUCAGGACUCUGCAGUGAUAAAUUCCAGUGGGCAGAGUAUGGAAGACAGUAAGUUUAGUGAUAAUUUAGGGCUCAUACAGCAUCAGCUUCUGAGUGAGCAGUUCAAGCUUCAACAUGAGUAUCAAAUAGGAAUUCAAAAUGCUAAUGAAGUUAGUUUGGCCAAUGGGGUUGAUACUCAAGAUUCUGAUCAAAGCUAUAGUAUUACUAAAAAUUUAGACCAUGAAGGUAUAUGUUCUAUAGAAUAUGAAGAAUCCAAACUUGUUGAUAAUAAUACCAUAGAUGCUUAUAAGCAUGAAGAUAGUAAUAGUGGACAUUCCCUUCAUGUAGAUGACCAUAUUAGCAACAUAAGUCCUCAUGAUUCAGUGGAAGCUGAGAAAAUUUACAGUUUGGAUUCUGAUAGCAGACAAUUCUAUGAUUUGGACAGUAGCAAUAGUGAGUCUCUGUUGAUUUUGAGCAGUAACAAAAAUUGGUUCUAUUGUAACAUGUGUGGGAAGUCCUAUGAAGAUAAAACAAUGUUUGAAGCACAUUAUAAUAUUCACUUUCACAAAUGUAGCUUGUGUUUGGCUGUUUUUACUAGUGAAGAUGUAUUUUUGGAGCAUAGGACUGUUUGUGUAGAGGAUUCUAAGCUUCUCAACACCGAAUUCUCGACAGCAGAAAUGCUCAUACAAAAAAACCCCGACCCGAAACUGUCCAACGACGACAGCGAUUCCGAAGGCGAUCCGAACGCCUCCGAGGCCAACCGAACGCAACGGAAGGCGCCCGAGCCGGUCGACUUCGACGCGAAGGCGCCCGAAUCGUUGGAUUUGGACCCGAGCACUCCCGAGGGGGCCGUAGAACGAGACGAGGACUCCGAAGAUGGCCCUAAACAGCGAAAGUUCUCGCCCAAAGAGUGCAAGGAGUGCGGCAAAACGUACAAGACGAACUACAAGUUGACGGAGCACAUGCGCAAGCAUACGGGAGAGAAGCCCUACAAGUGCAAGUCGUGCGAGAAGGCUUUCAGGUCGAAAAUCGGCUUGGCACAGCACGAGGCCAAACAUACGGGCCAGUACGAGUUCUCGUGCCCCACCUGCGGCAAGGGCUUCCAGUGCAAGAGCUACCUCAUCGGCCACCAGCGCGUCCACUCCAAUCUGAAGCCCUAUCCGUGCACCACGUGCGGCCAGAACUUCAAGACGAAGCAGUCGCUGUUGGACCACACGAACCGCCAUCUCGGCGUGAAGCCGUACAUUUGCGACGUGUGCGGCAGAGGAUUCAUCACGAAAGGGGUGUGUCGUGCCCACAAAAAGACACAUACUGGUUUCGAUAACCGAAAGUACUCGUGCAAGAUAUGCGAGAAAUUGUUCGUCUCUAAGAGCUAUUUGCGCACUCAUCUGCGCAUCCAUACAGGAGAGAAGCCCUACAUGUGCGAAGUGUGCGGCAAAGGCUUCCUCACAGGGGUGGACUUGAAAAUCCACUCUACGAUGCACACCGGCGAAAAGUCUUUCGUGUGCGAAAUGUGCGGCAAAGCGUUCGCCAGACAGGUGGCCUUGAGGUGUCACAGAAGGUCGCAUACAGGAGAAAGACCGUACAGCUGUGAUCUGUGCGGCCAAACCUUUACCCAAUUCACUCCGAUGGCCAUCCACAAGAGAUUGCACACUGGCGAACGACCGUACGCUUGCGAGACGUGCGGCAAAGCGUUCGUGUCGAGAUCGACGAUGAUGUCUCACGCGAAAAAACACCACGUGCGAUGA